UCGGUCUUGCUUCGCCAAAAAAAAAAUUUACAUUAAAAAUCGUAAAAUUCUACGAAAACUUACAAGUGCAGGCAAUCGGCUAGGCUGUUGAACGCCCAAACACUCCCAAACGUCGCCAUCACCACAGUUGCACUACUAACACACCGAAGCUAGCACAACCAGCGUGCAUUGGCUGAUGGUGUAAGCAGAAACGAUCGAACGACUCGACGACCGCCAAAGGAAGUGCCCUCCGCCCGCCCACGCCAGCAGCAGAAGCAGCCGUAGUAGGCAACGACAAUAACAAAUUGUAACACAACCUUCAGGCCACUUGGCAGUAGUCAGCAAAAGGCAUCAAACAACAAAUUUUCAAUUAUGGACGUGUUCCUCAUGAUCAGAAGGCAUAAGACAACCAUCUUUACGGAUGCUAAGGAAAACACAUCAGUUAUUGAACUGAAACGCAUGAUCGAAGGCAUUUUGAAAGUGUUGCCUAGCGAUCAGCGGUUAUUCAAUCAGGACAACGACGUCAUGGAGGAUGAUCAAACGUUGCAGGACUACGGCGUUACGGUAUCAACAGCAAAGGCUCAAGCCCCAGCACAAUUGGGCCUAAUAUGCAGGAACGAAUCGGGCGAUUUCGAGACGCUGGAUAUCACGCCCUAUUCAGCACCGCCUGACUUACCAGAAGUGAUGAAAAAUCAAGAGGCCUCAAAUGGACAAGAACAAGUGGCAUAAGAUCAACAGCAACAGUAACAUAAAAAUCAGCAACAGCAACAACAAUUAAAAAAACAAUAAAAAUUAACAACAAGAGCAGUUACCAUUUGGACAUCGCUGCUGCUGUCGCAUGCGAGACACCACUAAAUUGCUGAGAGUCAAAUUUACUAUCGCUCGCUUGUCCCACACAACACAGUCAACAAAACUCUCUCGAUGCAAUGCUAAAUGUUUCGAAUUGUACUACAGUUUCUUCUCUGCCUGGUCACACAACAACAACAUCAUCAACAACAAAAAUAACAAACAGCAACAAUAGCUAAUUAUGUAUGCAUUUUUUCGUCGGUUAUAGCAAGGAACAAUUUAA
Drosophila hydei is the source of this 1048-nucleotide messenger RNA. It is a transcript of the gene EloB, whose product is annotated as elongin-B. Gene Ontology annotation, molecular function: protein binding. Gene Ontology annotation, biological process: transcription elongation by RNA polymerase II. NCBI's taxonomy places the organism in Eukaryota, Metazoa, Arthropoda, Insecta, Diptera, Drosophilidae. The transcript is spliced from 4 exons. The record is from RefSeq and is a predicted model, not a curated record. Gene Ontology annotation, cellular component: VCB complex; elongin complex. Bases 352 to 708 code for a protein of 118 amino acids.